AUGAACGCCUAUGAGACUCUCACCGCUGUGGGCGAGGGCCCCUGCAGCAUCGUCUACAAGUGCCGGUGUAAGGCCACCGGAGAGAUUGUCGCAGUCAAGUGCUUCAAGGAAAUGAACGGAAAUAUGUACGCCAUGCUUGCGACGCUUCGCGAGCUGCGCAUCCUAAGGAUGAUGCGGGGUGAGCCAAACGUGGUGCAACUCAAAAGUGCGUCUCGCGAAAAUGGGAAGCUGUAUUUGGUGAUGGAGUGCAUUGAGACCAACUUACUGGACGUUAUUCGCAAGGCCCCCGCCGGUGUGCAGCUGCCGCAGAUGCGGCAGGUUUUCUACACCCUGCUCUUGGGGCUGCGCUCGUGUCAUCGCAAAGGCGUCAUUCACCGUGACGUGAAACCUGAGAACGUUCUCGUGCGUAAUGGUCUCUCCGCCGUCGUGUGCGACUUCGGCGCCUCGCGGACGGUGGAGCCUCCCCGGACCGCAAUGACAACGAGUGGUGGUCUUCUGAACGCGCCAGAGGGGCAACUGCCACCACUCACGGAGUACGUCGCGACGCGGUGGUACCGCAGUCCUGAGAUGCUGCUGGGGAUGCCGAGCUACAGUUAUGCCGCCGAUAUGUGGGCGGCUGGGGCCGUCUUGGCGGAACUGGCGCGGGGUGACCCACUUUUUCCAGGGAAAUCCGAGGCGGAGCAGCUCUCCCUUAUUCAGCAGCGCGUGGGUGGCUUUCCCCCCUCGAUGACGCAAAACGGUAAAUGCACUUCCAUGGCGCGCGCAAUACUAUCAGCACACACCAGCCACUGUAAGACGCAGGCAGAGUUGGCAGGAGACUACCUCAACCAGCAAUACGGUGAGGCGCUUGGGGAGAGUGGAUUGGGUCUUCUUCGUUCGCUGCUUACUAUUGACCCGGGUAAACGAUGUACGGUGGAUGAGGCGUUGGCGCAUUCCUUUUUCGACGGAUUGGUGUUGAGUGGCGUGCCGCCGCAGCCGCGCAGGGACAGUCUCAGCAAGGCGGUGCCUGCGUCCGCUGGUUCUGCGCCCUCACCGAUUCUAGCACCAAACCCCGCCGUCCGUGUAGACGCGCAUGAUAAUUGGUUUGGCCUCGGUGAGGGGAGGCCCGUGCAGCUGCAGGAAAUUGAGACGCUUCGCAACUCCAGUGCUGCGGAGCCGCGUGUGCACGACGUGCUUCCGAUGGAAGUGGAAACGACGCACGCCUCAUCUGCCUCCUCCAAGGCGAGGAUAAAUGGGGAUGUGACUGCAGACUGUUUGACGCCCUCCUCAAUCGCGUCCUCGUGCAUUGACAGUUCCCCCGACGAGGAGGUGGUGGGGAGCAUCAAAUCGCCAGCAAAUCACGCUGCGGGACUCACAAGCAUUUCUUUGACCUCGUCAUAUUUUUUUCGUGACCUUCAAACCGGCUCUUACUCCUUGUCCUCGUGCUUCUCGGCCUUCUCCAACAAGGCACCGACACGGCUGCCGGUCUACCAGUCGGCUCUUCCAACCGAGCUGAACAAAUUAAAUGUGGGUCGCACGCGACUUCCAGAGCUGAAGAAGCGUGUCGUCUUCCCAAUGUCCUUUCUGCCCCAAACCCUGGCUAACGACGUGAACAAGGGUCGUAGUAAGGUUAAUGGUGAGGCUUCCGUGGAGGGUGCCAGCAAGGCACAAGGCACGGGAAUCAAGGUGCUCCGUCAACUCUCACUGAAGCGGAGGGGCCGACUAGUGUUUACCACUAAGUCGUCUGUGGAUAGUUAG
This is a messenger RNA of Trypanosoma conorhini, 1737 nucleotides long. RefSeq names its product putative protein kinase. Gene Ontology annotation, molecular function: ATP binding; MAP kinase activity. Gene Ontology annotation, biological process: intracellular signal transduction; protein phosphorylation. Lineage: Eukaryota; Euglenozoa; Kinetoplastea; Trypanosomatida; Trypanosomatidae. The record is from RefSeq and is a predicted model, not a curated record. Gene Ontology annotation, cellular component: nucleus; cytoplasm. The coding region runs from base 1 to 1737 and encodes 578 amino acids. The transcript has a single exon.